Molecule: messenger RNA, 4350 nt
Organism: Sycon ciliatum
Lineage: Eukaryota; Metazoa; Porifera; Calcarea; Leucosolenida; Sycettidae
Exons: 20
Coding region: 579-3533 (984 amino acids)
Cellular component (GO): extrinsic component of membrane; cytoplasm
Molecular function (GO): guanyl-nucleotide exchange factor activity
Source: RefSeq, a predicted model, not a curated record
UACACUACACUGUGUGAUCCUGACAGCAAUGACAUUUGGGGGAAUGUUGUUGGCUUCCAAGAAAAAAACACUUUUGCAUUUCCUGGUCACAAGUUGAAGUGGCAGCAUGCAAGUGUGUGCCUAGCGAGGAGAAAUGAGUACUCUCGACCUUGUUGACAUGCAGAAAGUAGUCAAAGUAGCUGCUAUUGACAGGCUUGGUCCCAGGACACUACUCACUAAAUACAUUGGCCCGGGUCUAUUAUAACCUUGUGUAAUUCAUCUUAGCUGCCACAAUCCACUUGUUGAUCAUUCUGAUAACAGCCUCUUUUCCACUUUCUUUCUUGUCCCUGGGUCCCUGUGCUCAUUGGUUUCCCCAUUUAGUGAGCAAAGGACGCUUAUCGGCCAUUAGUACGGUGUUCCAUUCGCUGUACAUGUACGUAUAUGUGCCUGUGGUGUACCUCAGCAUAGUGCAUUUACAUUGACCAUUGCAUGUAGCAAUAAACCGAGCUACAGAAUCACACUGCACUGUCUUCACUGCAACCGAGUCUGGGUGUAACCGGCUUAGCGUUGUACAGGUGAGGUGUUCCCCGGUGGAGAUCAUGCAGAGGCAUAGGCGUGCAAGCACGAGUGGCGGGCGGCCGCCACCUACAUCAUUUGAUCUUGGCUACCCGUGCUGUGAUGAGAUGCCCAACGGCACUCCGUACCUGACAGGUACAAAGGAUCUCAAUGGCCGUGCAUUCAUCACGGUGCCAUCGAGUGUGACAGUGGAGGAGGCUGGCUCUAGCAUGCUGACCGGGCGCCUGGACUACCUUGUGCACGUCAGCAAAGAGAUGUUCCCCAUCGAUACACUCCAGAUGGCUGCCUAUGUGGAAGUAGUCGGAAUUGAAAUGGAAUCUUUGGAGAUCAUUGCCCUUGGCCUUCAUGCAUUGCAACUAAAACUGCGUGAUGACAUCACCAUCGACGUGUACUUCUAUUUCUCCGAGUCCAGCGUGGCUGAUGUCGACAAACUGUGCACGCUAUUGUACGACGUUCUGCCUGCACCAUUUGAUCAGUAUGUCUGCCUGUUCGUCUCUUGGUGUGUAUGUGUGUACAUGACAACCCGUUGCGGCAUGUUUCUUCAGCACCAGUGUGUGGUCGGCGCGGAAAACAUGGACCGGUACAUUGAGCCUAGCCAGCGCACGUGUCAUCUCGGAGGCACGCUAGGCUUAGACUUUGACGGUUGGAUUCAAUGGCGGAUGAAAGUUGAGCAUCACAUGGUCGACUGCAAUAGCUGCAUGCACAAAGCCGAGACGCAACUGCGAGAGUUGAGCUCGAAAGGACGGGGCAUGUUUAGCCGUAAUGCCAUUGUGUCUGAGGUCCUGGAGCUCAAGCUGGUCGAGCUGUACAGCAGCGGCCAGCACCUGAUCCAGUACCUGGAAAAGUGGCGAUGCAGCCCCAGCUCACACACUGUCACCACUACAGACCACUACCAGUGUGUGAUCAACAUCAUCAAAGAGUGGAACGAAGGCCUGCAGAAACUGCACAGUGACUACGAUCUACUGUGUGAAGAUGAGGAUGCCUCCACGGAUGAGACCAGCUCUGAUGAUGCUCACAACCUGCAGAGGGAGUCGCAUUGGUUCCGCACGGGAGGAGCCGAGUUUAUCACGGAGCGGUGCAGCAGGCCAGGCAGCACCAUGGAGCAGGCCAGGGAAAACAAAAAGGAAUUGCAACUUUUCCGUGACAAGCAGGCGGCUGCGCACAUAGCAAAUGCUGAAGGUUUGAUCAACAGGAUCCAAACUAGCAAAGGCCACUGCAAAGAGGAUAUCGGCCGAAGGCUUGUGGUACAGGCAGAGGACCUGAAGCAGUUGAUUGUCACGUUUGGCAAGAAACUGGACGACUGGUAUGAGAGCAUUUUGUCAGCUAUCAAGUGGCACGAGGCAGCUGCUCAGCUGGUUGAAUGGGUGGUAGCCUGUUCCGGUAUCAGUCGUGCCAGCGUGGAAUCUCAGCAGCAAUCCGGCACAGCCCUGCAGAACGUCAAUUGCUGGAUAGAGGAGAACCCAUACCCGGCUCAGAUCCUGAAGCAGUUGGAAACCCUUACCGAGGAGCUAAGGAAUUACGUUCACUUCGUGACGGAAAUGCAGAAGCACCGCGUGCGCGUGCACGACGCCAUGCAUAGCCUGAGAAGCUGCCAGGUCCAUCUCAGUGCUGCACGAGAUGGCCUCUUUACACUAGAUGCAGGGAGCGAUGAAGACACUCACCCGGCGCGGGUGUGUGGCGUGGCUGGCAGCUCUCCCUGUGAUAAAUCUUCUGGCACGCUCAUCGGUCCAAGGACUUGUGAACAGAGGAUUGCAAUGGGGAAGGCAAAAGACAUCUUUACGGAGAUGAGAAGAGCAGAGAUGCCGUACAUCACUCAGAUGUACGGCUGGGAACAGACGUACUACAGGUACCUGACCUCAGCCCUAAACAAGAGUUCAGCAAGUCUACUUGACCACUGUGGAAGCAUCAACGAAGACGUUCACAAGGUGUUUACGCUUGUUCGAACUGAGUUGCAGCCGAGCCUGGAAACGUGUAAGGAAGAUCCAUUUUCAAUGGGACGGGUUUUCAAGGAGAAGAGGCUGGACGCCUACAAGAUGUACUACUAUGGGAUGGCAAGUUGGCCCGAGGCCCUGGGGAAGACUAGGGAUGAACUGAGGGCUCUUAAAGAGAAACUGGAUUUCCCAAACGACAUGGAAAACUACCUAGCUUUGCCGCACAAACAGCUUGCCCUCUACAAGUCCUGCCUUGAGCGCCUUGCCGAGGCCUGUCCCAGAGUAUCGAGGAGCAGCCAGCAGUAUCAAGACUUGAAGUUCUCCGUGAAGAAGAUCCAGGACCUCUGCUACCUGGGCAAUAUCAUGCUUGGCCUCCAGAGACUGGAUUCUUCUUACACAAUCAACCAUGUGGCACUAGGAAGACCUAUUCGCAUGGGUGAGUUUAGUGUUGGCACGGAGCAAGGUAUGGUUUGCAAGCUCAAGAAGGCGCUGUUUGGCAAACGCGUCGAGCACCAGUACACAGCAUUUCUAUUUGAACGGGCAAUACUGCUCGCAGCACCAGCGCAGACUGAGUGUAGCAAAGCUGGCUGUUCCGAUAAGCUCACCUUUGUCCGGCAACUCAAGCUUCAGUCUGUACAACUCACUGUGGAGGAGAACAAUGUGGAGACGUUUGUGCUGGAAGAGAGUGCCGAACGACUUGUGUUCAAGAGUGACGAUAACGGUUUGAUCAGAACCUGGAUUGAUGAGAUCACGAAAUUGAAAGGCAAGAUUAACACCAACAUCGGAGCUACCUAUCGAAGACGGUCACGGAAACUCACUCAAGGCCAGCAUUUUUUUAGUGACUUCACUACAACUCGAUGUGGGUCUCUGACCUUGCCCACGAUUUGUGACAGAGGUGAACGCAAAGUAGCACACCGUCAAGCGUUCGCUGAACGGGAUCGGAAGGUUGCUACUUUGGACAAGAAAACAGCGAAGAUGGCAGACAAUGCGUAUGAGUUCCAAGAGCUCAUGCAGGCACUCAAUCCACAUCACAGUGGCUGUUCCUAAAGUGUAUUCAACUGGUCGAUGAUCAGCUGUAGCUGGGCUUUUGUUUCCAGGUUACGGUUGCCACGGAUACUGUUCAUGGCGUAGUGGUUGUCGACCCUCUGCCUUGAUAAUAGAGUUUAUGUUGCCUUACUCCAAUCAGGAUUUGAUCAUCACUAUGUUGUAGUACUUCUCUGACUGCCGUACACGUUUGAUUAUUAAAAGUAUGCCUGAUCCACUCUGAGAGGCUUGGUCGGUCACUGAAGAGCUCAAACGACAAUCAAAUUCCUGCACAUCCGACUUUCUUGAGGUCUCCUUGAUUCAAGUUGAUUGUACGACUGAUGUGAGUCCGUUUCCCAUGUAUGCCUAUAGCACCAACCAUGCAUCGGAGUCCAUUCUCCAUGGCAUGGGUACCUACAGCACCAAAAAAAGAGCAUGUGUUGCUUUUCUCAUGUUGGCACUAAACACCGCCGAAGCCUAUAUUUUGCAUAAUUUUGGCUGGCAACAUAGCAGCUAGCUACGCUGGUCAAGUCAUGGUCAAUAAACAAGGAGCUAGUUUUUGUGCCGGUGUAAAUGUGUGCAUUUCGAAGCGUGCUUAUGCAUCUGUACAGUGAUAGUGAAGUUUCAUGUUGUAACUUAGAACAGCAUGCUAAAACAUGCGGUCGGCAUAUCUAAUAAUAUCUUUCUCAGUGGCCGGGUAAACGGUAGUAUCCUUGAUUACCAUGAACAUUUCGCUCAUCAUGUUCCCAACCCUAUUAUUUGUUUUACAGAACCUGAUAUGGCCACUUGAAAAAUUACACUCCUGAGAGUUUGGCCCGGGUGGCCAUUUCUUCUCACCGUA